UGUAUAUAAUACACUGAAAAUAUCAUCAUCUCCACCUCAAGCCACCUUCGUCCAUGGCUAGCUCCAAGCUUGCGAUCGCUUCCUUGCUCAUCGUUGCCUCCCUUCUUCUCCUCCAAGUCGCUGCAGCUGAUGUUCAGGACUCGCAGGCAAAAGGAGAUGUAGCGGAGAAAACGCUUCUCAAAAAGAUGGAUUGCGGCGGAGCGUGCUCUGCACGGUGCAGAUUAUCAUCGAGGCCAAGGCUGUGCCAGAGGGCGUGCGGCACGUGCUGCGCCCGGUGCGACUGCGUACCACCAGGCACCUCGGGCAACCUCGACGCCUGCCCUUGCUACGCCAGCCUCACCACCCACCGCAACAAGCGCAAGUGCCCUUAGAAGCUGCAAAUCGUUUUGGUCCGAGGGUGGCGGGCGUGUGUGUACGUGUAUUUUCCCAGUCAAGGUUGUGUCGUCGCUAAUAAAACACCAACAUUGUACCUUAGUCAUUACCUAUGAGCAUGUUAUGUGAUCAGAAGAGUAAAAUUUUCCC
Molecule: messenger RNA, 522 nt
Organism: Eucalyptus grandis
Lineage: Eukaryota; Viridiplantae; Streptophyta; Magnoliopsida; Myrtales; Myrtaceae
Product: gibberellin-regulated protein 1-like
Exons: 3
Coding region: 54-371 (105 amino acids)
Source: RefSeq, a predicted model, not a curated record